Aphis gossypii (cotton aphid) is the source of this 1071-nucleotide messenger RNA. RefSeq names its product sugar transporter SWEET1-like. The transcript has 6 exons. The record is from RefSeq and is a predicted model, not a curated record. Gene Ontology annotation, biological process: carbohydrate transport. NCBI's taxonomy places the organism in Eukaryota, Metazoa, Arthropoda, Insecta, Hemiptera, Aphididae. The coding region runs from base 396 to 983 and encodes 195 amino acids. Gene Ontology annotation, molecular function: sugar transmembrane transporter activity. Gene Ontology annotation, cellular component: membrane.
AUAAUAACAAAAUAUGUACCAAUCUUCCACAGUUAAAAACCAUUUUCUUUAUAAUUCAAAAUUCAAGUUUCAAACACUUAUUAGGGAUUAAUUUAUUAUAAAUAUCGCUCCUAAAUCAUUACAGGAAUAGGUAAUUAAAUUCUUCAUGGUUAUUUGUGAUUAUUAUAGAGCUGACAUUAUUAUCAAUAUUGAUACACUAACACUUAUCUAAUUUUUUAUGGGCUCUUAAAACACCGUAAUAGCAUAUAUUGUAAAUUUUUUCAUAAGACGUAAUUAAUUAGUAGGUUUAAGAUAGUAAAUUCAAAUUAUGUACUAAUUACCACCUGUCUUUCAGUUCGUCAAUAAAGUAAAUGUCUAUUUUUGGCAAUAUUUACAAUACCACUUGAAUUCCAUCUAUGUUAGUAUGCAAGGAUAUUGUGAAGAAAAAGACAUCAGAUCAUGUCAACUUAUCUACAUUUGUUGGUGCACUUUUUAGAAGUUCAUUAUUUUGUCGUCAGGGUUUCAUUUUGAAUUUACGAACAAUGAUGAUUGUCCAUGGAUUGGGACUGUUGAUUAAUACAUUUUACUUAAUGAUUUAUUGGUAUUACUCAAAUAAAAAAAAUGUAGUUAUCACUACUGUAUUUAAAACCGCAUUAAUGGGCGCAGUUUUACUUUCAUAUUCAUUAAUAGAAUCAUCAGAUUUAGUCAAAACACGCUUUCCAAUUAUGGUAUCAAUUAUACAUUUGUCACUUAUUGGUUGGCCAUUAUUAUCUGUUAGAGAAACUAUAAGGACAAAAAAAUGGUCUGGACACCCAAAGCCAAUUUUGAUAAAUAGUAUUGUUCUUUGUAUUUUAUGGCUACUAUAUAGUAUCAACAUAGGGAACCCUAUCAUUUUUACACAAUGUUCAGUAGCACUCAUACUAAGCUCAACACAAUUAGGAUUAUGGGCAAUAUAUCCAGCAGAAAAAAUUCAACACAAUAAAAUGGAAAAAAAAAAUGAAUGAUUACUGUUGUUAUAGUAGUACAAUUUCUUGUAAUAAUUUUGAUAAAUAUUUGAUUUCAUAAAAUAAAAAAUAAAUAUCAUUUUAACAA